GGGGGAGCAAGAGGAAGAGGGAGAGGAAGAGAUGACAUCAUGGAUGAAGAUACUGGUGAGUCUGGCCUGCCCCUUAAAAUCUUUAUGCAUUUAGAAAUGAACAAAAAGCUUAUUUAACAUUAUUCUAUAAUGCUUUAACCAUUUGGAAUUUAACCAAACAUUGUAUUUCCCAAUGGCAAUAAAUUUAGAUAGUCUCAGAUCAUAACACUCAUCAUGUCAAUAAAUUGUAUAGCUGUUAAAUGAGAUAAACUCUUUAAUUCACACAUUAUACACAAAAAUACAUUAAAAAUUACGGCCACUGUCACAAUUAUCAAGGGGUUGGGGGAGCAGACUUCAAGGACUCAGACUGGAGGGAUGCAAUUUCCUGCAUACUUCACUAAAGUUUUGUAAUAUUCCAAACCUAAUCCGAGAGCAACAGAAGAGGUGCUAGGGGAAAUUUAGAUUCCCUUGACCUGUUAGUGUUAAAAAAAAUCCUUUAUAUUUAAUAUUUGCCAAAUAGUAAUACUGUUUUAUGAUUAAUUUAAUAUUUGAAAUUACUGUUUGAAUUGAAUUUUUAAAAAUCAGUCCAAAAGAGGGGCAAAUACGCUAUACUGACAAAAAAGUUAUUAAUUAAUUAAUAUAUAUUUCAUUAAUAUAUGUGCAUUCAUACCAAGAAGGUAAAAAAGUGCUAAUUGAAUGAAGAAAGAAGUUCACUUGUGAUACAUCCUGCAGGCCGCAAUAUUUAAUGUGCUGCGCUGCAUGCGAGCUGUCGGUUGCCAACCCCUAGUUUUAUCUUUAGAGCAGUGUUUUUCAACCUUUUAUGUCUCUUAAGAGGGUAAUUAGACAUCAUAUGGAUAUUGACAGAUAAAAUUGUUCCUGACACCCAAACUUUAAAAAAGAAAUUAAUUCUAGUAUUGUGAAAUUGAUGUGUCUAUCACUAAUAGUAAUAGCAUUUCAUCUUACAUUGCUGUUAAAUAUUAUUUUUUUAUUAGAUUUAAGCCUGUCAUCAAUACCUGUCAGAGGACGAGGAUCUCGUGGAGGCAGAGGAUCAAGAGGUUCUAAGAAAACUGUUGAAGAAAAAAGAUCCCUAAAAUCAUACUUUCAGCCGUCUUCCAAUUCCAUGCGGUCUUCCUUGUAAGUCAUUAUUAUGUAAAGAAAUUUAAAGUUUGCUUUACAUUAAGUGAAUGAGGACCUUGGUCGGUUGUCAGAGAUUCAUUACAAAUUCUUGAAUCUUAUCUGUCAUGUCUGUUUAUUGAUAAAGGUAUCCACAGAGCAUGGAGAGUUAUGUGUAGUAUUCCAGCAUAAAACAGUUCCCAUGCGCUAUUCAACUUUUGAAAGAAUGACAUAUGAGAAAAAUCUUAAAAUUACAUGAAAACAUUAUGUACAUGUGUACUGGCCUUUAAAAAAACAAUAAUUUCUACUUGUUCCUCAUGGACUUGGGAUUUUAUCUUUAUAAGUUUAUGUAUCAUGUUUCUAUUCAGCAGAUAACAUAAAAAGUCAAUUAAAAACUUUUGAGAGGAAAUUAAUGACUGAAAAAAAAGUCCCCUUGAUACAUCUUUCUUAUUUUGGACAAAAUUUCAAUAUAAUUUCAGCAAUCUCCCCCCUUCUACUUUAAAUUAUCAAUGAAAUUACCAAGGAAUUCCUGAAGUUGAUAUUUUUAUCUAACCUAAAGAUAUUUAUAAAUAUUGGAUGAGACCAACUGAUUAUACCAUAAUGCUCUAUAAUAAAAAUAACCAAUUUCAAUUUUAAAAUCAGGACCCCCACCUCAAUGUUGAACUUAAUUUAAUAAUUUUGUAUAUCAGUGGUCUCUAGGUGUAUAAGGCUGCAUAGAUUAUGUUAAUAUAGGAAGUGUAUUCAUUUGAGCUUAAUUACUGGUGAUAGCUAGAUUCUUUUACAAGGUGCAUGAUUCAUAACUUUAUCCUGCUUACAGUUUUUUAAACAUAAUCACUAUUUUUUAUCCCAGUACUUGCAGUAUAUCAGAGCUCAUGAGCAUCUCUAUUUUUUUUAGGGCUGAAUCAGGAGAGGAGUCCAUCAUACUCGAAGACAGUGAUGAUGAUGAUAGUUCACUGCAAUCAUCAAGCUUUAACAGACCCAGCACAGCACAGAAAGUGACGACGAAAAAGAGAGAGAUUCAGUAUGUAGAUUCAGAUUCAGAAGAUGAGGCAAUCAAUAGAAAAAGGAAGAAAUAGCAAAAUGUUAUAAAAUUAAUUCUCAUUUGGAACAGAACAUUCCAGAGGUGUGGCUUGCAGAUUUAAAAAAUUGAUUCGUUCAUUUUAGUUUGAAUGUAAGUAAAAGUGUCAGGAAUCCAGGUGCACAAUAAAAGUAAGGACUGUACAAUUUUUUAUAUUUUUACUACAGUAUUUAAACAAAUUCCAAUGGCUAGGUUUGUCGGUUGCACUACAGUAUGUAACUGCAGUUCUCGUACAUAACUUCUGGUGUUAACUAUGCUUAGGCAAAAUUAUGCAAUUCUUGUUUGACAUGCGAGGGAAAAAUAUCUUCUUUCACUAUUAUGAUUUCGCACUACUUUUAUGAUGCAAGAAAACUAUGUCUUCUUUAAUCAAUGCCUU
Molecule: messenger RNA, 2546 nt
Organism: Lymnaea stagnalis (great pond snail)
Lineage: Eukaryota; Metazoa; Mollusca; Gastropoda; Lymnaeidae
Source: the annotation of a GenBank genome assembly